AAUUAAAUUGCACUUUUUUCGUGAUAAUCUAUUAGUAGUUAACGGAGGAAAAUGAAGUUACCAAUUAAAUUCUUAUCAACCACAUACCCUACCUCCCAAAAAAAAAAAGCAAUAUUUUCUAUAUAAGUAGCCUUGAAAGGGUAACAUAUUCACAUCCAAUGGUCAUCAAUAGAUGUGUUGUCUUUACCAACCGGACAUAAAUCUGGAUAUGUAUCUAGAUUUGUAAAAAAAAAUAUAAUACUAGUUUUUUUUUUCUUGUCUUGUAAAGAUAAUCCCCAUUGUUUAUAUUGUAUAUACAUAUAUACAUAUCUAUAAAUAUUAUAUAUAUAAACUCUUGUCUUAAUUUAAUUUCUUUGAAAAUGGCUCUCAUAGCUGCAAUCAUAUGCUCUACCAUGCUUGUAAGUAUCAAUGCUCAUAUUGCUCAAUCAACUCAUCAUAAACAACCACUCCCACCAUUUUCUUGUGACUCCACAAAUCCAUCUACAAAGUCGUACCCGUUCUGCAACGUCGAUUUGCCGAUCGAAAAACGGGCCCACGACUUGGUCUCACGCCUCACGUUAGACGAGAAAAUCUCGCAGCUUGUAAAUAAGGCUUCGGCCGUUCCACGGCUAGGAAUACCGUACUACCAAUGGUGGUCGGAGGCUCUGCAUGGAGUUGCCAUGGCCACCGGAGUCGAAAACGGCUUCGCCUUCAACGGGACUAUUCGCGCCGCCACUAGCUUUCCGCAAGUUAUACUCACCGCGGCUACAUUUGAUGAAAAUCUCUGGUAUCAAAUUGGCAAGGUGAUCGGAGCGGAGGCUCGAGCAAUAUACAAUGAAGGGGAGGCAAUAGGCAUGACAUUGUGGUCACCAAACAUUAACAUUUUCCGAGAUCCGAGGUGGGGAAGGGGACAAGAGACACCUGGCGAAGACCCUUUCAUGACAAGUAAAUACGCCGUCUCGUUUGUUCGCGGAAUCCAAGGCGACAGUUUCGAAGGCGGCCAACUCAAAGACGGCCGUUUACAAGCCUCUGCGUGCUGCAAGCAUUUCACCGCCUAUGAUUUGGAGAGUUGGAACGGAAACAACCGUUUCACGUUCAACGCUCACGUGACAAAGCAGGAUAUGGCAGAUACGUAUCAGCCACCGUUCAAAAGCUGUGUAGAACAAGGUCGAGCGAGCGGGGUUAUGUGCGCUUAUAAUCUUGUAAACGGUGUUCCUAAUUGCGCCGAUUACGAUCUAUUAACGAAAACUGCUCGUGGCGAAUGGGGAUUCCAAGGGUAUAUAGUAUCCGAUUGUGACGCAGUCUCACUUAUUUACGAGAAACAGAAUUACUCAAAAUCGCACGAAGAUGCUGUGGCAGAUGUGCUUAAAGCCGGUAUGGAUGUCAACUGCGGCAGCUAUUUGGCGGAGCACACAAAAUCGGCAAUCGAGAAAGGAAAAGUGUCGGAAUCUGAUAUAGACAGAGCCCUUUACAACCUCUUCACCGUUCGGAUGAGAUUAGGACUUUUCAACGGCAAUCCAAGGAAACUUCCUUACGGAAACCUUAGACGUAAAGACGUCUGUUCUCACAAGCAUCAAAAUUUAGCCCUUGAAGUUGCACGUGAUGGCAUUGUCCUUUUAAAGAACUCCGCAAAUCUACUUCCACUAUCCAAGUCGGAAACAAAAUCUCUUGCAGUAAUAGGCCCCAACGCAAACGACUCGAGAACACUAGUAGGAAACUACGCGGGCCCGCCUUGCAAAACCAUUACUCCGCUACAAGGACUAAUGAAAUAUAUCAAGAAAACAAAGUUCCACCCGGGAUGCAAUAGCGUAAAUUGUACCUCAAUUGCCUCGAGAGAAGUUAUAAAGUUAUCGAAAUCAGCGGAUUAUGUGGUUCUCGUAAUGGGAAUCAAUCAAGAUCACGAGCGCGAAGAGCUUGACCGAGAAGACUUGGUACUUCCAGGUCAACAACAAGAUCUUGUAAUGAGGGUGGCCGAGGCUGCUAAAAAUCCGAUUAUAUUGGUAUUACUUUGUGGAGGCCCCGUUGAUAUUUCGUUCGCGAAAGAUAAUUCAAAAAUCGGGAGUAUUUUGUGGGCUGGAUAUCCCGGUGAAGCAGGGGGGAAAGCGAUUGCAGAGAUCGUGUUUGGUGACCAUAAUCCAGGAGGAAGGCUUCCUAUGACUUGGUAUCCAAAAGAUUUCGUCAAAGUACCGAUGACUGAUAUGAGAAUGAGGCCCGAUCCUUCGUCUGGAUAUCCGGGACGAACUUAUAGAUUCUACCAAGGCGAAAAAGUGUUUGAGUUUGGAUAUGGUCUUAGCUACUCAAACUAUUCUUACAAAUUUAUCUCUAGUAGUAAAAUCAAACUCGAUUUCAAGAAAUCAUCCGUUGGUAGUAGGGUUGGAAACUUGGGCGACAUUUCGGUUUCGGACAUUGGUUUGGAAUCAUGUGAGAAGGCAAAAUUUUCGGUUAUUGUACGUGUUGAAAAUGAAGGGAAUAUGGCCGGUAAGCAUCCGGUUUUGCUAUUCCUAAGACACGAUCAAGGUAAACAGUUGGUCGGAUUUCAGACAGUUAAGUUGGGUGCAAAGGAGAAGGCUAAUGUUGAGUUUCGGGUAAAUCCAUGUGAGCAGUUUAGUAGAGCUAUUGAAGAUGGAACAAUGGUGAUUGGAUCGGGGCUCCAACAUUUGGUUGUAGGAGAUCAAGAGUUUCCUAUUAGCACAAAUGUUUGAAUUGUUCACUUUAUUGAUUGAGAAUGUAACAUAUUUUGGGAAAUGUUUGAAUUGCCUCUAUUUGUAUAAAUUCUUCCCGGCAAUU
Erythranthe guttata (spotted monkey flower) is the source of this 2766-nucleotide messenger RNA. The record is from RefSeq and is a predicted model, not a curated record. Lineage: Eukaryota; Viridiplantae; Streptophyta; Magnoliopsida; Lamiales; Phrymaceae.